AUGCCCUUUACGAAGGCCCAGCAGUGGGCACUGGUGAUUGUUCCCAAGGUCACUGGUUUCAUUUCGCUCGUGUUCAGUGGGUUGGUGAUCUACACGGUCUGCAGCUGCAAGCAGAAACGUUCCAAGACGUACCAUCGCCUUUUGCUGGGAAUUUCCUGUGUCGAUGUAUCGAGUUCCUUUUGGUUGGGUCUCUCCACUUGGCCCAUUCCCAAAGAAACGGGAAUUCUGGGGGCGUCGGGGACGACUGCCUCCUGUACCCUGCAAGGUUUCUUCACGCAGUUUGGGGUGACAUCGUCCUUCUACAAUGCAUCCCUGUCUGUCUUUUAUCUCUUGGUCAUUCGCUAUGGAUGGAAAGACGAUCAAAUCCGCAAGAUCGAGCCCUUCUUGCAUGCCUUCCCACUACUUUGGGGACUUUCCACUUCCAUUGCGGGGUUACCCUUGACCAUUUUCAACAGUGCCAAUUUGUGGUGCUGGAUUGCGCCUUACAAAGACCGAGGAGAAAAUGCCGACUUGUUUCGCUGGAUAUUAUUUUAUGGACCUCUUUGGACCAUGAUUCUUUUGGUGACAAUCAACGUGAUGCUCAUGUUUCACCAUGUCCGCAAACUGGAGAGAGCAGCCGAACAACACACUUUUCGGAGACAGUCUCUUUCCUUUUCCACUACAGUCCAACCCAAUGGAUUUCAAGUCCAAUUUCCGUUGGAUGAUGAUUGUGCUAAGGACUCUGUAGUCGAGGAACAAGGGGAAAGCGAAAGAGAAACUGGGAACAACAAUUAUCAAGGGGAAACAGGGGAAGGGAAACAGGGAGACCUAGAAGCGGUGCCGGAAGCAGUCCAACCUGCAACAAGCCCGUUAAAAUCUUGGGGCGGGGAAGCGAACAUGACAAAUUCUACGUUGGGGUCUUCCAGAAUGGUCAAUUCUACCGUGAGGUCAUCUCGUAGAAAAAGUGGGUUGGCUUUGGCCGUGUCAUUUCGCAACAUAAACAACAGCGGCAAUAUGACUGAGAGUCGUGCAAACAAAAGGAGACGCAGCCGGGAGGUUGCGAAUCAAAGCCUCCGAUACGCUGGAUCGUUCUAUUUUACAUGGAUUGCACUGACGCUUACAAGAUUAUUGCAAGCCAUAAACGGGAACACAUACUUUCCAUUGCUCAUCAUUGCCGCGGCAACUACUCCCCUGCAAGGUCUUCCCAACUUUCUGGUGUACCUCUAUCCCCGCUACAAAAAGGCUAGGAAAGAAAUGCCAAACGCAGGUGUCCUUGAGUGUUUCAAAAGCUCCAUCGCGCCAGCUGCACAGAGUACUGAACGUGGCUCGAGAGAUCCUGCUUGA
This is a messenger RNA of Seminavis robusta, 1323 nucleotides long. NCBI's taxonomy places the organism in Eukaryota, Bacillariophyta, Bacillariophyceae, Naviculales, Naviculaceae. The record is from the annotation of a GenBank genome assembly.